ACGGGCUCCUUCGCCUUGCCCUUCGGCCUCUACUACACCUACCUCCAAUCCCUCGUAAUCCGCCAACGCAUGCACGCCAAAUCCGCCAUCUCGCCCACUUCCGGCGGGAAUCCCGAGCACGAUCCCCUCCUCGCAUCGGUGCGUGCCCAAGGCAACUUUCUUGAGAACGUCCCAUUGUGCCUUAUACUAUCCGGACUGGUCGAGAGCAAUGGAGGAGACAAGAGGAUUCUGACAUGGGCACUGAGUGCGUUGUUUGUUGCAAGAGUGGCGCAUGCACAAUUUGGCAUCACUUCGAAGAACUACAUGGGCAAGGGACGUGCAUUUGGGUUCUUCGUCACGGCAGCGGUGCUGAAUGGACUGGCGGGUUACUCGGCUUGGUUGGUGAAGGGAUAUUGGGGAUACUGA
Molecule: messenger RNA, 405 nt
Organism: Zymoseptoria tritici IPO323
Lineage: Eukaryota; Fungi; Ascomycota; Dothideomycetes; Mycosphaerellales; Mycosphaerellaceae
Exons: 2
Cellular component (GO): membrane
Source: RefSeq, a predicted model, not a curated record